AUGGCUACUACGACUGUCUCAAUUACGGAGCAGCCCAGCGCUGCAAUCAAGACCAUUGAUAAUGGCAGAAUGAAGAUGGAUGGCCAGGACCCGUCCUACGGCGAUUGGCGUGAUGACCUUCUCAGAGACGGAUUCGCCGUGAUCAAGGCUGCUAUCCCAAGAGAGCGCGCCGACGGCUAUGCGGACAAGAUGUACGGGCUUCUGGAGUCAUUCGGCCUUGGCUAUGAUCGAAACGAUCCAUCGACCGUUCAUCCCGACAAGCUGCCGGUCAUCAAUGAAAAGGGUAUGCUGAUGGCCUACGGGGCCUGCCACGAAGACUUUGUCUGGGAUAUCCGCAGUGAACCCGGCGUAGUUGGUGCAUUUGAGAAGGUCUACGGCACUGAGGACCUCCUUGUCUCCUUCGAUGUCAUCAACUAUGGCUUCGCGAAUCGCACAAACCUUCCCGAAAACAAGCCCUGGCCCCAUCAAGAUCAAGACCCUGAGAAGCCUGGAUUCCGCUGCCUUCAAGGUCUCGUCAACCUCCACCCCUGCGGCCCCGAUGAUGGUGGUCUCAUCGUCUGUAAGGGCUCUCACAAUCUGAGUGCACAGUUCCACAAAGACCUCAAGGACGAGCCGCGUAUCCCAGCCUGGACCAAAGAGUGGUAUGGCUUCACUGAUCGCGGCAUGGAAUGGCUGAAGGAGCACGGCGGAGAGUGGAUCAAGGUUUGCGCUGACCCUGGUGACUUGAUUGUCUGGGAUUCGCGCACUGCGCACUACAAUGUCCCCGUCAAGGGGAAGAUUGAUCGAAUGGCUGUGUACACUUGCUUCAUGCCUGUCACAGAUGCUACCCAAGAAGAUCUUGUGCGAAAGAAAGCCGCAUAUGACUCUCGACUGGGUACCACCCAUUGGCCCAACGCUCGUCACACGGGGUCCAACACCGCCACCCGAAAUGGAAAGCCAGACCACAUUGUUAGGGAGAGUCCAUUGAACGACAAGAAGUUGAACGAUCGCUUCAACAUGGGCGAGAUAGACAACAAGAUCACCGAAGAAAGGGUGGAGUCCGCCUCUGACUUCCCCCAGAAGCCUCAACUCGACGAUGGCAGCUUCAAGGCAAAUGUACAACUUGCCGACGGAGAUGUUACCUAUCUUAUCCCAACGCCAAGUUCGGAUCCACGCGAUCCCCUCAACUUAAGCCCACUUCGAAAAUGGAUAAUUACGAUGACUUGUGCGACUUUUGCUGCUGUUGGUCUCGUCCAAGUCUCCGGCCUUGGAGCUCUUCUCGGAGAGUUUAUCCCUGAAUAUGCAGCCGAAGGCAGAGGAUAUGACGAUAUUUCCCAUCUCAUGACUUAUCCCUCCUUGUUUAUGGGACUUGGAAACCUCAUUGGAAUGCCUCUUGCACUUGCAGUAGGCCGUCGUCCGGUUUUCCUCGGGUCUUGUGCCUUGGCCGUCAUAGGUUCCAUCCUCUGCGGUGUUCAGAAAGGCUAUACCUCUCACCUCGUUGCUCGUAUGGUCCUUGGCCUGGCAGCUGGUCAGAGUGAAGCUCUCUGCCCGCUAAUGGUACAAGAGGUUCACUUUCUUCACGAGCGUGCCCGGUGUCUCAUGUGGUUCACGCUUUGGCAGUCAACUCUCAGCGCUGUCUACCCCCUUCUUACUUCCUACAUAGCCGCUGGCAUUGGGUCGUCUGGCUGGUACUUCCUGGGCUCAGGUUUUGCCGCCAUCACUUUCAUCUUUGCGGUCUUCAUGGUACCUGAGACAAAGUAUGACCGGCCGCUGGCAGCAUACCAAGGCCAGACUGCCCAGGUCUCGCACUUUGUCACAACUGCUAGUCCUGGAGUCGACGACACCACUGGAGUGUAUACGGAGAUGCUGACCCGUAAGACUACCACGGAACCCCGUCAGCUUGACUUCGUCAACUUCAAGCCUCGCACCUUCGCGUCCGACCUCCGUCUUUUCACCCAAAAGGCCGAUUGGAAAGAAGGUUGGCAAUGCUGCACUGGCAUGGCUCUCGUUACCUUCUUUCCUGACAUGAUGUGGGCACUUCUGCUCAAUGGCCUGACGAUCGGCGUCAACAUCGCUCUUGGUACCACCUAUGGCGGGAUCCUGCAGAAUGCCCCCUACAACUGGAAAUCAUCAGUCGUCAGUUUCGCCCUGACCGGUCAAAUUGUCGUCGCAUUCCUUGCCUUGCCACUUCUGGGUCGAGGAUCAGACUGGGUCAUUAAGUUCUUCGCUCGAAGGAACGGCGGUGUUCACAAAGCAGAAUACCGACUGAUCCCUCUCAUCAUUCCCGUCAUUGUCGGUACGCUCGCGGCCGUGAUCUACGGCCAGGCAGCUGAGCACCCCGAUAGAUAUCACUGGUUUGCCAUUGUGUUCGCUCUUAAUGCCUACUACUUCGGAUUUGUCGGAGCAAACCAAGUCGGUAUCACCUAUGCUCUCGAUGCGUACCCGACGCGGUCUGGCCCGGUGCUGGUCAUCAUCUGCGCUAUGCGCGGCGUCAUCUCUUUCGGAACGAGCUAUGGAGUGACACCUUUCAUCGCCUCAAUGGGAUACGAUGGUGCAUUCGGUAUUUAUGGAGCUCUUACGGCAGGUAUCGGCGCUGCUGGAAUCUUUGUCUUCAUCUGGGGCACCCAGAUCAGAGAAAUGGUCUCGAAGUGGUCCAUUGCAAACACCACGACAACCCCUUCAUACAAUCAUUAG
Messenger RNA from Colletotrichum costaricense, 2673 nucleotides. RefSeq names its product major facilitator superfamily transporter. The transcript has 7 exons. Gene Ontology annotation, molecular function: transmembrane transporter activity. Lineage: Eukaryota; Fungi; Ascomycota; Sordariomycetes; Glomerellales; Glomerellaceae. Bases 1 to 2673 code for a protein of 890 amino acids. Gene Ontology annotation, biological process: transmembrane transport. The record is from RefSeq and is a predicted model, not a curated record.